Closterium sp. Naga37s-1 is the source of this 1452-nucleotide messenger RNA. NCBI's taxonomy places the organism in Eukaryota, Viridiplantae, Streptophyta, Zygnematophyceae, Desmidiales, Closteriaceae. The record is from the annotation of a GenBank genome assembly.
AUGGCGGCGCGAGGGGUGACGGUGGUGUUUGGCGAGGAGCGGUUCAAAAUGGAAGUGGAGGUCGAUAUGGGCGUGGAGGUGAGGCGAAAGCCUGCUGUGAAUCGUGCCAUCCACACCCCUCCCCCCUUCCCCCUUUCCGUCCAUCCCUGGCCGUCCAUCCACGCGCAGGUGGUGCAGAUUCAGAUCUUCUCGCUCGCAGUAUGCUCCUGCUGCACAAUAAGGGGAGGAGGGGCGGAAGGGGGGACGGGGGCGGAGGCGGCGGAAGGGGCGGAGGGAGAGAACGGGGCGACAGGGGAGGGGGGAGAGGAGGGUGGUAAGGGGAAGAGCAGCAGGGAGGACGAUGAGGAGCUUGCAAGGCGACUACAGGAGGAGGAGGAGGCAGCAUUGGCAGAGCAGAUACAGCAGUCAGAGGUACAUGCCAUGCACACCAUGCUGCAGCAGCUGAGAGGUGGGCAGCUGAGGGGGCAGCAGCAGCACGGUCAAGCGGUGUUGGAGGGGCGACUGCUGUCACUCUGGAGAAAUGUCAUGCAGUAUGAGGACCCAUCACGCCAGGACAAGGCGCACUCGUUCAUUCCCCUGCAGCAGCACGAGGAGGCCGCUGCAGUCUCCCGUGCUAAGGUCCGCUCCUCAGUAGGCAUGGGGCAGGGGCUGGGGCAUGGUCAUAGGCCUUCCCUCGCCCUUCUUCUCCCGCUUUUCCCUCCAUGUGGCUCUCUUGCUCUGGAUGUGCGCGUGGUGGGGUUGGGUGUCGCUCUCAGGUGCAAGCAGUGCAGCACGGUGGCUCGCCUCGUGCGAUACAACGACCCUGCCAAGCUCCCGGACACCAGGGAGGGCCGCUGUGGCGAGUGGGCCAACGCCUUCACUCUCUGCUGCCGGGCUCUGGGCUAUGAUGCCAGGCAGGCAGUGGAUUGGACAGACCAUGUGUGGACUGAGUGCUACUCGCACGCGAAGCAGAGGUGGGGCAAGAAGCUGACAUACGUGUUUGGAGUGGGGAGCACUCUCCCGUCGAAUCAGCUCCAACACAGGCGAAGAGAAGCAUCGAAGGCAUCUGUAGCAGCUGUUGCAGCAGCAGUGGCAAUGCUCCAACACAGGCGGACAGAAGCAUCAGAGGCAGCUGUAGCAGCGGCAGUGGCGGCGGUGACAGCAAGGGCUCGAGCCAGCCUUGGUGUGAAUGAGAGGAGGCGGUUGGAGGAGAGGGAUGCUAGGGAGAGAGAGGAGCUGAGCGGAGUGAGGGGAGGAGGGGAGGAGAAAAGAGCGGAGGGGGGGGGAGGGAUGGUGUGGUGUUGGGAGGGAGGCAGACCGUGCGAGUGGCAGCAACGAACGAGGGAGCAGCAAGCGUGGCAGCAGCAGCACACAGGAGAGUCCUAUCUCUGCCGCAUCACCCCUGCUGUCCCUCCUGACUGCCAUGGGGAUUCAAAUCUGGAAGGAGAAGGAGGGAGAGAACAAGGGGAGUGA